CAGAGACUGACACCACUCACAGCAGCUUGUACCUGAGAGUGAAGCAGAAGCUAAGUGACUGACCCCCACUGAAUCUCAGACAGCAGCAUCUCAUUUGGGGUCUCUGAAUAUCACCCAGUGAGAUGUGGACUCUGCUGCUGAUCCUCGGCUUCCUGAUCACAGACUCGGGACUCACAGACCCGUGUGUGGAUCACACCAUUCUGGACCAGGUCUGGAGGAGCGUAAAUUGUAUAUGGCCUGUGUGUUCUUGGCAGUGGAAGUGUGAUGGAAAUCUUCAGGGAGGAUGGUACCGAUUUAAAAGUUCUGGUGGAUGGAAGAUUACAGACUCUGUUGUCUCAGUGUUUUACUGCUCCACAUAUUCCCCAGGCUGGUUACAGGGUUCACAUCCCACCCUGGGACAGGGGGUGGUAACCAGGACAGUUUGUUUUACCUCGCUUUGGAAUCCCUGCUACUGGACCCGAGAGAUAAAGGUUAAAAACUGCAGCAGGUACUUCGUGUAUGAGCUGAAGCCGGCGCCAGGCUGUUCUGCUGCUUAUUGCACAGAUCCAAGGACAACACCAACUCCGGAAUCCGAGGUACACUCGGCUAAAACUUCCAGUGUCCCUGCAACAUCCAGCCCAACCACAUCGGAACUAGCAGAUUCAGGGAAAACACCAGCUCUGAAACCUGAGGUACUCUCGACUCGAGAAUCUCCUUUCCCUGCAUCAUCUCGUCCAGCAGGAUCUGCAAUUACUGACCCGGAGACGUCACACAAGGAGGGAUCUGAGGAACAAUGUAGUCGAGAAACCGCACGGAAACCAUCCUUUGUCAGAGUUGGAUCAUCAGACUCAGUGGUCCUGGACCUCAGCAACGUGGAUUGUGACCAGAUCAGUGCCGAAGUCCAAGUGAUGUACGUCGGGAAGAACAAACUGGACACUGGCGAGGAAAAGGAAGCCCAUCUCCGCCAGGUUCAUGAAACGCUGAAAAAUUAUCUUCCCUGCAAGAAGCUGGUGCCAAAAGUACAACAGGAUCCCGAUGAGGAGAAUGAAUGACAUGGAGGAUCAGGGUUGGUCGGCGAGUGGAUUCCAAACAGAUUUCUGGACUGACGGAGAGUCUCCAGGAGCAUGAGGGUGUGGGUGCAUUGGUGGGGGCGCAUGGGGCGGGGUGCUGUUUUUCGGGGAUUCUGUGCGAUUUUGGGUUU
Molecule: messenger RNA, 1180 nt
Organism: Carcharodon carcharias (great white shark)
Lineage: Eukaryota; Metazoa; Chordata; Chondrichthyes; Lamniformes; Lamnidae
Product: oncoprotein-induced transcript 3 protein-like
Exons: 10
Coding region: 123-1031 (302 amino acids)
Source: RefSeq, a predicted model, not a curated record